Meloidogyne enterolobii is the source of this 459-nucleotide messenger RNA. NCBI's taxonomy places the organism in Eukaryota, Metazoa, Nematoda, Chromadorea, Rhabditida, Meloidogynidae. The record is from the annotation of a GenBank genome assembly.
CCAUGCUUGCAUUCAACUUAAAAGAAAAUUGCCGUCUCCUUGCCGACCUUUGCCCGAAAACAAUUCUCUUUUCUUUUUUUUCUAAAAUUUUCCAACAUUUCCUUCCAUUCCCGACCUUCUUUCCUUUUUACCUGUCCAAUUUCAUUCCUCACAAUUUACUCCUAAAUUCAUUCGCUCAAUUUGGUUUUUGGAAGGUAUGGAAGAAUUAUUUUGUUACUACAUAUUAUUAUUCCCUCCUCCCCCCCCUCUCUUUUUUCUUCUACUCUUUUCUCACUUGAGUGAAGAAUUCUUUUCUUAAAAUAUAAAGUACUUCAUUUUUAAGCGUGGCCGGCAUAUGGUUGGUUGUUAUUUCGGUUGUUCUUCUCGAUUGAGAAAGAUUCUAAAUACUCUUCUGGAUGAAGUGAAAAAUAAAAAGGAAUGGAAUAAUUGAAUAGAAAAAAGGAUGAAGAAAAAAAGGGG